Molecule: messenger RNA, 852 nt
Organism: Didymodactylos carnosus
Lineage: Eukaryota; Metazoa; Rotifera; Eurotatoria; Philodinida; Philodinidae
Source: the annotation of a GenBank genome assembly
AUGGGUUAUAAUUGGCCCUAUUACUUUUCACCUGGUCUCAAAUGUUAUAAUUCGUCUGUAUUCAACUGCUUGAACAAUACGCUCUGUUCUCCGUACUACGGAUGUGGUACGCAGUGCAGAACAAAUUAUAAUUCAGCGUGUGCUAAUGACAAUCAAACAAUAUGUGAUGGGUUUGAUUAUUAUAAUUUCAAUGUUUAUGUUUGUGGUACACAGAAACAGUGUUAUGAUAAUACAAUAAGUGUCUGUGUGAAUAAUAACACUGUUUGUCCAAUUGGAAAUCAACUUUGUUCUGGCGUAUGCUACAAUCCACAAACACAAUAUUGUACAGGUGGCAACAAUACUAUCUACUGUCUCAAUAAUCCUUCAUCGUCAAGCUGUCUUCUUACUUCUUCUCAAACUCCUGCUGGACGGACGAGUUCAACGUCAGCACGUAGCACUAGUAGAACAACAACAAAACUUACGACCACUACUCCGCGAACAAGCGCUACUACCAGUAAGAUAACAACAACACGGUCCACAAUGAGAACGGCCGCCACCUCUCCCAGUAUAACAACACCAAAAGCACCUUCAGAAACAGCAGCCUUGAAUAGCACUUGUUGUGCAGUAAAAGAAUGUACAGCGGAUGCCGAUUGUUGUCAACGUAAUAUUGAAUGCCAGUGUUAUCGACAUAAUCAGACUGAUAUUUAUGGUUCAUGUCUGAACCCGUACGUUACACCUAUUUGUGCUAAUGGCUGUCCCGUACAAGCUAAAUGUAAAUAUGAUACAGACUGUUGUAAAUGCCAAUGUGCACAAGUAACCUUUACAAAUUCAGAUGGACUGUUAGUUACAAAGAAACAAUGUGCAGAGCGAUGA